Chroicocephalus ridibundus (black-headed gull) is the source of this 5240-nucleotide messenger RNA. It is a transcript of the gene EEFSEC, whose product is annotated as eukaryotic elongation factor, selenocysteine-tRNA specific. Lineage: Eukaryota; Metazoa; Chordata; Aves; Charadriiformes; Laridae. Gene Ontology annotation, biological process: selenocysteine incorporation. The coding region runs from base 93 to 1820 and encodes 575 amino acids. The transcript has 7 exons. Gene Ontology annotation, molecular function: translation elongation factor activity; GTPase activity; GTP binding. The record is from RefSeq and is a predicted model, not a curated record.
CCCGGGGCUGAGGCGGCGGCGGAACGGCGGCGGUGGGGCCCGCGUUGCCGCCGGGGCGCUGUUGGGACGGACCGGCCGGGUGCAGCGCCGUCAUGGCCGCCCCCCGCGUCCUCAACGUUAACGUGGGCGUCCUGGGCCACAUCGACAGCGGGAAGACGGCGCUGGCCCGGGCGCUGAGCACCACCGGCUCCACCGCCGCCUUCGACCGGGCGCCGCAGAGCCGGGCGCGGGGCAUCACGCUGGAUCUGGGCUUCUCCUGCCUGCGGACGGCCCUGCCGCCACAGCUGGGCCCGGGGCCCGGCGAGCUCCAGUUCACCCUGGUCGACUGCCCGGGGCACGCCUCCCUCAUCCGCACCAUCAUCGGCGGUGCCCAGAUUAUUGAUUUGAUGAUGCUUGUAAUAGAUGUGACAAAAGGGAUGCAGACGCAGUCAGCAGAGUGCUUGGUAAUUGGGCAAAUUGCCUGCCAGAAGAUGGUGGUAGUUCUGAACAAAAUAGAUCUCCUUCCAGAGGGGAAGAGGCAAAGUGCCAUUGAGAAGAUGACUAAGAAAAUGCAGAAGACCUUGGAAAACACAAAGUUCUGUGGGUGUCCUAUUGUUGCUGUUGCAGCAAAGCCCGGUGGACCAGAAGCCCCAGAGUCUGAGAAUCCGCUAGGUGUUUCUGAAUUAAUUGAGGUCCUGAAGUCUCAGGCUUACCUGCCAUCAAGAGACCCCUCGGGACACUUCCUUAUGGCAGUCGACCACUGUUUCUCUAUCAAGGGUCAAGGCACGGUGAUGACAGGGACUAUUCUGUCUGGCUCUGUUAGCCUUGGUGACAAUGUGGAGAUUCCUGCCCUGAAGGUGACAAAGAAAGUCAAGUCCAUGCAGAUGUUCCAUACUCCCGUGACUUACGCUAUGCAGGGUGACAGAGUAGGUAUCUGUGUAACCCAGUUUGAUCCCAAACUGCUAGAACGAGGCCUGAUUUGCACCCCAGAGUCACUUCACACCAUCCACGCUGCAAUAAUUUCCCUGAAGAAAAUCCAGUAUUUUCGAGGAGCUCUUCAGACGAAGGCCAAGUUCCAUAUCACAGUUGGUCAUGAAACAGUUAUGGGAAGAGUGAUGUUUUUCAGUCCAGCCCCUGCCAACUUCAAUGAAGAAAUUCAAGAAAAUGUUUUUGAUUUUGAAAAAGAUUAUCUUUAUCAAGAGGAGUAUCUGUCCAAGGACUCAAAUUCUUCAGAGGAGAACAAAGAAAAUGACCAGGCAGGAGAAGUUCAACUCCCAAGACAACAGUGGGCUUUGCUAGAGUUUGAAAAACCAGUCACUUGUCCUAAACUCUGCCUUGUGAUCGGCUCCAAGCUGGAUACAGAUAUUCACGCAAAUACCUGCAGGUUGGCGUUCCAUGGGGUACUGCUCCAGGGCAUGGAAGACAAGAACUACAUGGAGACUUUCCUUCCAAAGCUGAAAGUGUACAAACUGAAGCAUAAAGAAGGACAAGUGGAAAGGGUGAUGGAUGACUACAGCGUGAUCGGUCGUUCGUUGUUUAAAAAGGAAACAAACAUCCAGAUUUUUGUGGGUCUAAAAGUCAAACUCUCUACAGGAGAAGAUGGAAUAAUAGAUGGCGGUUUUGGACAAAGUGGCAAAUUUAAAAUCCGAAUUCCAGACGGGCUGAAGCCGGAUACCAAGAUGCUUCUUACUGUUGCCUCCAAGAAGAAAACUAAGGCAGGGAAGGGGGAUGCAGCCAAAGAGGAUGAAAGCAGCAAGAAUGAUUCAGCCCAACCUGUUACCAUCUCUCUUCUCUUUAAAAGAUAUGUCUUUGACACGCAGAAGAAAAUGAUUCAAUCCUGAGAAAGCGAGAGGCCUCUGAUCGCACCUGAAAGACCAGACUCUGAAAUGAAUUCAGGUGGACUUGUCUGAACGCAUUAGACCUGUUCCCUCCUCACAAGCGGAACCUGGAAGCCCCUGCUGACUAUGUGUCCCCUCCCAAAAUCUCCACAAUCUGGUUUUGUUCUGUUAGAAUCUGCUUAUUUUGUCAUCUUUGCGAUGUGAAUCUUUAUGGCCUCUCAGAGCAUGUCACCUGCCAGAUGAGCGCGUUUGGGGGUGUGUGCUAAUAGUGGUGUUUUUCUGGAUGAUUGUUUCGAAGUUUCUCUUGAUUUAAAAGUUUGCCACCAAUAUUAAUGUAAAUCUAGUCAAGAUGUGAAUUUCAUGCGACCCGCAAAGUGAAGCUGAUUAGUCUGGGUUUACUUCCCCGAGCAAAGCUGGGGGCAGAAAGCACGUGAUAUAAUAGGUGAAACCUAAAAUGGAUGUUUCACAUUCCUUCAGCUGCAACUAUGUAAGAUGCUAUCUGAGAGAUGGUAUGGAUCUUUUUUAUAAAUAAGAUUUAUAUCUAGAAAUGUUUUUCAUAUUAAACACAAUGAUGCGUGUAACUGAGAGUCUUAAUUGUUCUGUUUGCCGUUCCAAAGGUUCAGAAGCUAUCUUCAGUGACAUUUUGUAUAGCUUUUCUGAAUUUCCUGUCUGUUGUGCGGUGAAUCCUACUCCAGAAUUGUUUUCUUUUUUUGUAAGCAAAAUGUCAUUUGUGUGUGAAAGAAAAAGUUGCCUCUGGAAAUAGUCAAGGGCUUUAUUUCAUUAAAAUAAUGAUAGAAGAUGGCAGCAUAAGCCUUGUAAAAUGAGUAUCUCCAAGAUGCUUUAGAAACCAUUAGUUGUUUAAUAGGGAUUUCAUGGCUGCUUUAGUUCUUCCUCUCAAUUUCAUGUCCUGGGCACAUAAAAAGGAGAGCACUGGUAAUAUCCCUUCUUUGUUAGUUACAAAGCAUAGGACACCUUAAUGUGAAAACUGGCAGUAAUUCCACAGGUACGAAAUCUGCAUUCUGGAACAGAAACUGGACUCGGGCUUGGCGGCGUGGCAAAGGCUAGUUCCUGCCUUUUGAAGAAAAAGAGUACUUCUGCUGGGUGACGUUAAAUAGGCGCCUGUGACCCCUUUGCUGAAGCCAUAGAAGAUCCCAGGGUGUAUAAUGUAAGUGCAGUAGUUGCACAUGGAAGUAAAUAACUGUAAUGGAUUGCCACAGUCUUUCUAAUCAUUAUAACUAUAUUAUUAAUAACAGCGUUAUUAAUUAAAUAUCCAUUGUUGGGUGUGAGUCCAUCAUGCUAACAUGAUCCUGUUUUUUUCAGUCUUUUUCUUUUCCUUCUAACUUCCAGGUAACCAAAGUGGAUACAAAUGGCAAAACCAUCAGCUAUUGAGAGGAUAUUUACAGCCGGACAGUCGUGAGACAGGGCAGUCCUGGUGGCUAAACGAGGUUGAUGGUGCCCCUUUAAAUCAGAACAGAAUUAGUGCUUUGUGGAAUAAUCCCAAACGGUUUCUGCUGAGUGAGUCCCAGCAAAGCUUUAGCACAUCCCUUAAGAUUAUGGGGUAUGCUUUCAGUGUGAUCCCAGAGGAAUUAGGCAGGCAACUUCAGCUAUGGCUUAAUGUGACUUGUGCUGCCAGCCUUGCUGGAAAAUGUAUCCUUCUCUAAUGAAAAAAAUGCAUUUCACACCCAUGUCACCUCUCCUUCCCCAUUUCUUUCCUCUUCCCAGACACCCCCAAAGGCAGUCUUUGGGAAGAAUAUUUAUGUUAUCUUUCUUUUAAGCCUUUGUCAAAUCCUGUUUUGUACCCUGCACCCUGUUACCUCCGCUUAAGAUACUGCAGUGAUGGAAGCUAGAGAAACAGAUGACAUAGAAGCAAUGCCGUUAUUACCAUCCCAGGUUAGUCUUAAGAAUUUUUGAUAUAUAAAAGAAGUCUCAUUAAAAAAAAAAAAAUCAAGUGAAUUAAGGAACUUACAUUUUUAUCUGUAUAGUUCUAAUGUCCUUGCCAAAUUUUAAAUUCUGCCAACUCUGCUUGGCGUUUUGGAAAGAAAAGGGCAGUCGUCAGGAGAGGUGUCCUGCUGUUGGCUGCUCCAGAGUUGUUAGCCUUGCGCUUACAGGUUUUUGUCUUUCUCAUUUUUCAAUAGUUCUGGAGAGGAGGCUGUCAGUGUAAGUGGUGGUAUGUGUCAUUACAAAGCACUAUCUGAUUAAUGUUUUCCCGUCUAUGCUGUGGAUUGCCCGUAGCAGGAUUAGUGAGUCAGUUGUUAUGGAACUUGAUGCAUUGGAAAACUCAUUAGACCUGAAUACUUUGUUUUGCGGCCCUCUGCUUGGCUGAAAGGUCCUCUUGUGCUGAGGGUCCCAUGCUUUAUUUGCUUGGAAUACUCCAAGGGGGGGAGCAGCAACAGCUUCCAGAGCCAGACCUCCAUCCCUUUCUCAUCCAGUCUCCAGUAAUACACUUUUUUAAAUCUUUCCCCUCAUCUUCCAUCUCAUUUCUAGACUAGCGUACUAACUCAGGAUCUUUCUUCCAUCCUCUCAGUCCAAGACCUAAUCUCUUCUUCAGCACUCCUAUUUUCCAUCUUUGCUCGUUGCUUCUCCGUAUUCUGGCUCUGCUCUUGCCUCUGGAGGAGGAGAUGUAAAAUCUGGGUGCCGGCUGGGCUCCCACGGCAGGUACUGGGAGCCCAGCACGGUGCGGGGAAGGCUCUCGCCCUGCAGCUGACACCAGCUCCAGCGUGCGGCGAGUAACCGCCUGUGUUCUGGCCUGCAGGCUGUGAGUUGCGCAGAGCUCUCACGGGCAGCCGCUGCUGACCCAGGGGGAGCAGAGGCAUGUGUGCUGUGCCUCGUGCCAGUCCCUUCACCCACCGCCGUGUCCCGUCCUUGGGCUUUGUAAUCCUCUAUGUAAAGCCCUGUCCUUUUCUUUUGCUCCCCUAGCAGAGGUUUGCGUAGGACAGACAGCUGUUGAAGACUGGGGUUUGGUUUUGUGUUUUUCCCCUUUUUUAAUUCCAAAAGGAGAAUUUAAGUGUGCUGGGGAACUUUGAUUGUAAUGUGCUAUUACUGCAGAUCUCUGGCUGCUGUCCUGAGGCUGUUGGAUACACAUUCGAAAAAGGGUGAAAUGGUGGAACAAAAUGAUUAUGGGAAAAUCAAAGCUUUUAAAGACAUUUGUAGGAUGAACAGAUGUUCAAACAUUCUUUUAUUUGGUUUCCAGACAGACGUAGAGACUUUCCUUUCAUCCUCGUAAUCAGUGCAUUAUGCUGUAAUUUGUAAAAAUGGCAUUAAAAAAAUAUUAACAGGGUCAUAUUGUGAUCUACUGACUCCGUGUCAUUAAGCCGUGAAGUUAAGAACGGCAACUGGGAACAGGGGUUAAAUGUUGCAGAAUGUACUGUACUAGCAUAUAUUGUCAGGCUGUGUUAUAAUGAAUCCAAAAUGGAAUAAAGAUGU